UCUAUAGCCGUCAGCUCAUUUAUAAUACUAAACUAUGUCGCGAGGCAGGGAUCCUUUGGCAUUGAGCCAGGUAAUUGGUGAUGUGUUGGAUCCUUUUGUAAAGUCAGCAACAAUGAGGAUUAAUUAUGGUGACAAGGAGAUCACAAAUGGCACUGGACUACGAGCAUCAGCAGUGCUCAAUGCACCACAUGUUGAGAUUGAAGGCCAUGACCAAACAAAGCUCUACACACUUGUUAUGGUGGAUCCUGAUGCACCAAGUCCAAGCAAACCAGAGUACAGGGAAUAUCUGCAAUGGUUGGUGACAGAUAUACCAGAGGCAAGAGACGUACGUUUUGGCAAUGAAAUAGUUCCCUAUGAAAGCCCAAGGCCACCUGCUGGGAUUCACCGAAUUGUUUUUGUGCUAUUCAAACAGCAAGCACGACAGACAGUUUAUGCACCAGGAUGGCGGCAAAAUUUCAACAUUAGAGACUUCUCAGCAAUUUACAAUCUCGGAGCACCAGUUGCUGCAUUAUACUUCAACUGCCAAAAGGAGAGUGGUGUUGGUGGCAGAAGGUUCCUGGGAUCAAGCUGAAGUACAGAUACAGAGAAACAUCAACAAGGCAGCACUAUUCACAAUUCAGAAACUAAUAUCCACAUAAAACAGUUCAAAACAUUUGAGAUGUCAGUUUACAAUUAAGCACUAGACUUAUAUCAUAUGAAACAAACUAGCAUUUGAAGGUCAUCUUCUGAUGUCACCCGCUUCAAUAAAAGAUACUAUGUUCAUAUUAGCACUUA
Messenger RNA from Setaria italica (foxtail millet), 774 nucleotides. Its product is annotated as protein FLOWERING LOCUS T-like. The transcript has 5 exons. Lineage: Eukaryota; Viridiplantae; Streptophyta; Magnoliopsida; Poales; Poaceae. The record is from RefSeq and is a predicted model, not a curated record. Bases 35 to 571 code for a protein of 178 amino acids.